This is a messenger RNA of Mirounga angustirostris (Northern elephant seal), 14508 nucleotides long. It is a transcript of the gene MAP1A, whose product is annotated as microtubule associated protein 1A. NCBI's taxonomy places the organism in Eukaryota, Metazoa, Chordata, Mammalia, Carnivora, Phocidae. Gene Ontology annotation, molecular function: microtubule binding; actin binding. The transcript is spliced from 7 exons. Bases 51 to 9155 code for a protein of 3034 amino acids. Gene Ontology annotation, biological process: regulation of microtubule depolymerization; microtubule cytoskeleton organization; axonogenesis. Gene Ontology annotation, cellular component: microtubule; synapse; neuronal cell body. The record is from RefSeq and is a predicted model, not a curated record.
CACUCUCCCUGCUGCGGACGCCGCCGGCCUAGCACUCCAACGGAGUUUCCAUGGAGACCGAGGCUGGGCCCGGGCGGCCUAGCGGCGUUGCCAUGGAGACAAGCCCCGGGCUGGGGCUCCGAAGCCCCGGCGCUCUGCGGGCUCAAAACCCCGCGGAGCCGCUGUGCGAGGCCGGAGCCGCAGUGGCGGCAGCACGCUGGGACCUGCGGAAACACUCUUUGCUCAUCGUGAUCGGUGAUAUCGGUACAGAGAGUCAGCUGAGGGCCGUGCGGGCCCACCUUGAACAAGGGAUUCUCUCCUGGAACAUUGACUUAUCAUCUUUUGACUUGAACCAACAAUUGAGACUCUUCAUCACCCGGCACCUAGCUCACUUCUCCUCAGAGGUCAAAGGCCAGAGGACCCUCUCCCACCAGAGUGAGAUCCUAGAGACCAUCAUCCUGGUAAACCCCAGUGCCGACAGCAUCAGCUCUGAGGUUCACCACCUCCUUAGCAGUCCAUCAGCUCACAAACUACUGAUAUUGAGUGGGCAAAGUUUAGAGCCUGGGGGAGACCUCAUCCUACAGAGUGGUACCUACUCUUAUCAAAACUUUGCCCAGGUCCUUCACAACCCAGAGAUUGCCCAAUUGCUCAGCAAUAGAGACCCUGGGAUCCAGGCCUUCCUCACUGUUUCCUGCUUAGGGGAGGGUGAUUGGAGCCACCUGGGCCUAUCCAGUGGCCAAGAGACCCUGCACCUCCAACUAAACCCUGAGCCCACGCUGCCCACCAUGGAUGCUGUGGCCGAGUUCUCCGAGUAUGUCUCUGAGACUGUGGAUGUGCCAUCUCCCUUUGACCUGCUAGAGCCCCCCACCUCAGGGGGCUUCCUCAAGCUCUCCAAGCCUUGCUGCUACAUCUUCCCUGGUGGCCGCGGAGACUCUGCCCUCUUUGCCGUCAACGGUUUCAACAUCUUGGUGGAUGGUGGUUCUGAUCGCAAGUCCUGCUUCUGGAAGCUGGUGCGGCACCUGGACCGCAUUGACUCGGUGCUGCUCACACACAUCGGAGCAGACAACCUCCCAGGCAUCAAUGGGCUCCUGCAGCGCAAAGUGGCAGAACUGGAGGAGGAGCAGUCACAGGGCUCUAGCAGCUACAGCGACUGGGUGAAGAACCUCAUCUCCCCCGAGCUUGGAGUUGUCUUCUUCAACGUGCCAGAUAAGCUGCGGCUGCCUGAUGCCUCCCGAAAAGCCAAGCGCAGCAUUGAGGAGGCCUGCCUCACUCUGCAACACCUAAACCGCCUGGGCAUCCAGGCCGAACCUCUGUACCGUGUGGUCAGCAACACCAUUGAGCCUCUGACCCUCUUCCACAAGAUGGGUGUGGGCCGCCUGGACAUGUACGUCCUCAACCCUGUCAAGGACAGCAAAGAGAUGCAGUUCCUCAUGCAAAAGUGGGCAGGCAAUAGUAAAGCUAAGACAGGCAUUGUGCUGGCUAAUGGGAAGGAGGCUGAGAUCUCGGUGCCCUACCUGACCUCUAUCACUGCUCUGGUGGUUUGGCUACCAGCCAACCCCACUGAGAAGAUUGUACGUGUGCUUUUUCCAGGGAAUGCUCCCCAGAACAAGAUCUUGGAGGGCCUAGAAAAGCUUCGGCACCUAGACUUCCUGCGGUACCCUGUGGCGACACAGAAGGACUUGGCCUCUGGCGCUGUGCCUGCCAACCUCAAACCUAGCAAAAUCAAACAGAGGGCUGACAGCAAGGAGAGCCUCAAGGCCACUGCCAAGACAGCUGUGAGCAAGCUGGCCAAACGGGAGGAGGUAGCCGAAGAGGGAGCCAAGGAAGCCCGUUCAGAACUGGCCAAGGAGUUAGCCAAGACAGAGAAAAAAGUAAAGGAGUCAUCUGAGAAGCCCCCAGAGAAGCCUACCAAACCUGAGAGGGUGAGGACUGAGUCGAGUGAGGCCCUGAAGGCAGAGAAGCGAAAGCUGAUCAAAGACAAGGUGGGGAAGAAGCACCUGAAAGAAAAGAUAUCAAAGCUGGAAGAGAAAAAAGACAAAGAGAAAAAAGAGAUCAAGAAGGAGAGAAAGGAGCUCAAGAAGGAUGAAGGAAGGAAGGAGGAGAAGAAGGAUGCCAAAAAGGAGGAGAAGAGGAAAGAUACCAAACCUGAGGUCAAGAAAAUUUCCAAGCCAGACCUGAAGCCCUUUACCCCUGAGGUGCGUAAGACCCUCUACAAAGCCAAGGCCCCUGGCAGGGUCAAAAUGGACAAGAGUCGGGCUGCUCGUGCAGAGAAAGAGCUGUCUUCUGAGCCCCAGACACCCCCAGCCCAGAAGGGGGCUGUACCACCCCCAAUAGUCAGUGGGCACAGGGAACUAGCUCUGUCUUCACCAGAGGACCUCACACAAGACUUUGAGGAGAUGAAGCGUGAGGAGAGGGGGUUGCUGGCUGAACAAAGGGACAUAGGACUAGGAGAGAAACCACUCCCUCCAGACACUGCAGAGGAGCAAGCCCCGAGCACAAAUGGCCAGGGGAUACCACCCUCUGUCCCAGGGCUGGAACAAGAAGAGCCUAUGAUGAAGGAGAGAGAGGUUGUCUCAGACAUCCCUGAAGAACAAGGCGGUAAGGAUAGAGGCCCAGACUCAGGGGCUGAAACAGAGGAAGAGAAAGAUACCUGGGAGGAAAAGAAGCAGAAGGAAACAGACAGGCUCCCUGAUAGAACAGAAGCCAGAGAGGAAAGUGAACCCGAGGUAAAGGAGGAUGUGAUAGAGAAGGCCGAGUUAGAAGAAAUGGAGGAGUUGCACCCUUCAGAUGAGGAGGAAGAAGAAGAGACAAAGGCUGAGGGUUUUUACCAAAAACAUAUGCAGGAAGGCUUGAAGGCAACACCAAGGGGCAGGGAGGCCCUCGAGGGCCGGGAAGUAGGACUCCAGGGCAAGGCUCCUGAGAAGGAGACCUCGUCAUUCCUAAGCAGCCUAGCCACACCUGCAGGAGCCACUGAGCAUGUCUCUUACAUCCAGGACGAAACAAUCCCUGGCUACUCAGAGACAGAGCAGACCAUCUCAGAUGAGGAGAUUCAUGACGAGCCAGAGGAGCGCCCAGCUCCACCUAGAUUUCCUACAAGUACAUAUGACCUCCCUGGGCCUGAAGGUCCCGGCUCCUUUGAGGUUAGCCAGCCUACAGACAGUGCUGUCCCUGCUGCCUCCAGCAAAGGCUACGGAGCGCCAGAGACUGAACUCACCUAUCCCCCCAACAUGGUGGCUGCCCCUCUGGCUGAAGAGGAGCACGUGUCCUCGGCCACCUCAAUCACUGAGUGCGACAAGCUUUCUUCCUUUGCCACAUCCGUGGCUGAGGACCAGUCUGUGGCUUCACUCACAGCUCCCCAGACAGAGGAGACGGGCAAGAGCUCCCUGCUGCUUGACACAGUCACAAGCAUCCCCUCAUCCCGCACUGAAGCCACUCAGGGCUUGGACUAUGUGCCAUCAGCUGGAACCAUCUCACCCACCUCCUCCCUGGAAGAAGACAAGUGCUUCAAAUCACCACCCUGUGAGGAUUUCUCUGUGACUGGGGAGUCAGAGAAGAAAGGAGAGAUUGUAGGGAGAGGUUUGCCUGGAGAGAAAGCCGUGGGAGAGGAAGAAGAGGAGACCACAAAUGUAGAGAUGUCUGAGAAACUUCCUAGUCAAUUUGGAGCCCCGAUGUUUGGUGCCCCUGGGCAUACCCUACAUCCAGGGGAACCAGUCCUUGGAGAACUGGAGGAGCGCUGCCUCAGCCCGGAUGAUAGCACAGUGAAGAUGGCCUCUCCUCCACCAUCUGGCCCACCCAGUGCCACCCACACACCCUUUCAUCAGUCCCCAGUGGAAGAAAAGUCUGAGCCCCAAGACUUUCAGGAAGCAGGCUCUUGGGGAGGAACUAGGCAUGCACCAGGUGAGGGCAAGGAAGAUGCUACAGAGCAGAUAGUUAAGCCCGGGCCUGAAGAGGUCACACUAGAGGAGGAGGGAAAAGUGCCUCCUCCCAGGAGCCCGUAUGCCCAGGAAACACCUGUCAGCAUCGUUGGGGGACAUACAGGCUGCACUAUCGAACUGUUACCAGAACAGGACAAAGCAAUAGUCUUUGAGAGUGUGGAGGCAAGAGAGCCCACAGGCCCAAUUCUGGGAACAGAAAUCCUUCCCAGAGAUUUGAGAACAUCACUCCAAGAACCUGGUGAAACUCAGAAAGAUGAGGUGCUCCAAUUUCCUGACCAAAGCCUCUCCCCUGAAGAUGCAGAGUCCGUAUCUGUACUCAGUGUGGUCUCCCCAGACACAGCCAACCAAGAAACCAUCCCCAGGUCUCCAUGUGACCUGACAGAGCAGCAGCUACACAAAGCCCUUUGGCCAGAGGUAUCUCCAGAAGACACCCAGUCACUUUCUCUCUCAGAAGAGAGUCCCAGCAAGGAGACCUCUCUCGAUAUCUCUUCUAAGCAGCUCUCUCCAGAAAACCUUGGCACCCUCCAGUUUGGGGAACUAAGCCUUGGAAAGGAAGAAAAGGGGCCUCUGAUGCAGGCUGAGGACACCUCUCACCACGUAGUGCCUGCAUCUAUUCCAGAACCCCGUGCAUCCACAGUGUCACCUCCCACAGAUGGGACCACUGCAUAUCCUGCUCUGGCAGACAUCACAGAUGAGAGCCCUGAUGGAAAAUUACCUGCCAGCCCCUUCUUUCAUUCUACAUUGUUGGGAGAUGGGAAGCACUCACCUGGUGUGAUCAGCAGCCCUGGUGAACACAUUCUGACACCUGAUAGCUCCCUCACCAAGAGUCCUGAGUCUUUGCCAAGCCCUGCCAUGGAGGGCAUUGCCAUGGAGUGGGAAGGUAAAGUUCCAGAGGUGAAAGACAGAACCCCAGAGCAGAGGGACAAGGGACCUGAACCAAAAGAUGAAGUCCUACAGCAGGACAAAACUCUGGAGCAGAAGGAUAUUGUUGUAGAGCAAAGGGAUACAGCCAUUAGUCAGAAAGAUAAGGCUCUGGAAGAAAAGAACAAGGCUGUAGAACAGCAAGAUGAGGCUUUAGAACAAAAAGGCAGAGACUUAGAACAAAGGGUCACAGUCCUGGGACACCAGGACAAGGCCCUGGAACCAAAAGACAAAGACUUAGAACAAAAAGACAAGGUUCUGGAACAGAAGGACAAGAUCCUAGAAGAAAAAGAUGAAACCUUAGAACAAAAAGUCAGAGACGUUGAACAUAAAGACAAACCUCCAGAGGACAAGGUCUCUGAACCAAAGGGCAAGGCCUUAGGACAGACAGACGAAGCCCCUGAACAGAAGGACAAGGCUCAUGGACAGAAGGAUAAGACCUUAGAACAAAAAGACAUAGACUUGGAACAAAAAGGCAAGGCCCAAGAACAGCAGGACGAGGCCUUGGAAAAGAAGGAGGAGGCCUUAGAACAAAAAUACUGGGCCUUGGGACAGAAGGCUGAAGCCCUGGAACAAAACAAUAAGGCUGUUGAAGAGAAAGAUAAGGCUCUGGAAGACAAGGACAAAACUCAGGAGCAGGAGAGCCCAGUGCAGGAGGAUAAAACCGUGAAACCAAAAGAGAAGGUCCUAGAGGAAAAAUCUCCAGAAAAAAUUGAGGCUGUACAACAGAAGGAAGCAGCUCUGCUAGAGCAGACCAAAGCUCUCGGUCUGGAAGAGAGCCCAGUGCAGGAGGACAAGGCCCAGGAUCAGGGAGAGAAGUACUGGAAGGAGCAGGAUGUGGUCCAGGAGUGGCAAGAAACAUCUCCAUCCAGAGGGGAGCCAGUUGGAGAACAGAAGGGGCCUGCCCGGACAUGGGAGGACACAUCUCCUGAGCAGGAGGACAGGUACUGGAGGGGCAGAGAGGAUGUGGCCCUAGAACAGGACCCAUACUGGAGGGAGCUGAGCUGUGAGCGCAAGGUGUGGUUUCCUCAUGAGCUGGAUGGCCCGGGGGCCCGGCCACGGUACACAGAGGAGCGGGAGAGCACUUUCCUUGAUGAAGGGCCAGACGAUGAACAAGUGCCCCCACUGGAACACACGCCCCAGAGCCCCUGGGCCUCAGACUUCAAGGGUUUCCAGGAGUCCUCACCACAGAAGGGGCUGGAGGUGGAACGCUGGCUUGCUGAGUCACCAGUUGGGCUGCCACCAGAGGAAGAGGACAAGCUGACCCGCUCCCCUUUUGAGAUCAUCUCUCCUCCGGCCUCCCCACCUGAGAUGGUAGGACAGAGGGUUCCUCCAGCCCCAGGACGAGAAAGCCCUAUCCCAGAGCCUGAGCCCAUGCCACCUGUGAGGAACGAGCCCACCACCCCCUCGUGGCUGGCUGACAUCCCACCAUGGGUGCCCAAGGACAGAACCCUGCCCCCUGCACCCCUCUCCCCAGCUCCAGCUCCCCCCACACCUGCCCCAGAACCACACACUCCUGCGCCCUUCUCCUGGGGCACAACUGAGUAUGACAGUGUGGUGGCUGCAGUGCAGGAAGCAGCAGCGGAGUUGGAAGGUGGGCCAUACUCCCCCUUGGGGAAGGACUACCGCAAGGCUGAAGGGGAAAGGGAAGAAGAAGGUGGAGCUGGGGCUCCUGGCAGCCACCCUCAAAGCUCAAAGGUCCCAGAGGCCAGCGAGAGCCAUGCCACCAAGGAGCCUGAGCAGAUGGAGCCCGAGCAGAGAGAGCCCACACCCUAUCCUGAUGAGAGAAGCUUUCAGUACGCAGACAUCUAUGAGCAGAUGAUGCUUACCGGGCUUGGCCCUGCUUGCCCCACUAGAGAACCUCCACUUGGGGCAGCUGGGGAUUGGCCCCCACGCAUCUCAGCCAAGGAGGAGGCUGCUGGCCGAAAUCCAUCUGCAGAGAAGGAGCUUUCAUCUCCUGUCUCACCCAAGAGUCUCCAAUCUGACACCCCAACCUUUAGCUAUGCAGCCCUGGCGGGACCCACUCUACCCCCCAGGCAGGAGCCUGAGCCAGGGCCGAGUGGGGAGCCCAGCCUUACCCCACCUGCAGUGCCCCCCCGUGUUCCUAUCCCCCUGAGCAAAGGCCCAAGCCCCGCUCUUAAUGGUAAUAUUCUGAGAUGUAGCCCAGAUAGGAGAACCCCAUCCCCCAAGGAAUCAGGCCAGGGUCACUGGGAUGACAGCACUAGUGACUCAGAGCUGGAGAAGGGGGCUCGGGAACAGCCAGAGAAAGCGGCCCAAUCCCCAAGUCCCCCUCACCCCAUCUCUGCAGGGUCCCCCACAUUGUGGCCUGAAAGUGAGGCACAGACCAGCCCUCCCUCGGACUCACCCCUGGGUCCUGCCCGACCCAGCCUGGACUUCCCUGCUUCAGCCUUUGGCUUCUCCUCAUUGCAGCCAGCUCCCCCACAACUGCCCUCUCCUGCUGAACCCCGCUCGGCACCCUGUGGCUCCCUCGCCUUCUCUGGGGACCGAGCUCUGGCCCUGGCUCCAGGGCCCCCCACCAGAGCCCGGCAUGAUGAGUACCUAGAAGUGGCCAAGGCGCCCAGCCUGGACUCCUCACUGCCCCAGCUCCCAUCACCCAGCUCUCCUGGGGCCCCUCUCCUCUCCAGUCUGCCACGACCUGCUUCACCAGCCCUGUCUGAAGGCUCCUCCUCUGAAGCCACCACACCUGUGAUUUCGAGUGUGGCUGAGCACUUCCCUCCUGGCCUGGAGGCUGCAGAACGGGGGUCUGGAGAGCUGGUCCCAGGAAUGGAACCAGCUGCCCACAGCCUCUGGGACCUCACUCCUCUGAGCCCAGCACCCCCAGCUUCCCUGGACUUGGCCCCAGCUCCAGCUCCAAGCUUGCCUGGAGACAUGGAUGAUAGCACUCUGCCCUGCCGCCUGGAGUGCACAGGGGCCCCCACCAAGAAGCCAAGCCCCUCCGAGAGUCCCUCUGGGGAUUGUGCCGCCAAUGGCCCAACUGAAACCAGCCCCAACCCCCCAGGCCCUGCUCUGGCCAAGGCUGAGAAAGAAGCAGCUGAGACCUGCCUUGCCUGGGAACGUGGGGACUGGCCUGAGGGAGCGGAGAGGAGUUCCCGGCCUGACACACUCCUCUCCCCUGAGCAGCCACUGUGCCCUGGAGGGGCUUCUGGAGGCCAACCCAGAAGUGGCUCCCCUGAGGUUGAGGCUGGGCCCCAGGGAUGUGCUGCUGAGCCCUGGCCCCACCGCGGGGACCUCUCCCCAUCCUUUCUGAACCCACCUCUGCCCCAGUCCACAGAUGAAGGUGACCUCUCAACUGAAGAAGCUCGGCUAGUAGGGAGAGGGGGGCGGCGCCGGGCAGGGGGCCCAGGGGCCACAGGGGGCCCAUGCCCUGUGGCUGAUGAGACGCCUCCAACAUCAGCCAGUGACUCAGGCUCCUCACAAUCAGAUUCUGAUGUUCCACCAGAAACUGAGGAGUGCCCAUCCAUCACAGCUGAGGCAGCCCUCGACUCAGAUGAAGAUGGGGACUUCCUGCCUGUGGACAAAGCUGGGGGGGUCAGUGGAACUCACCAUCCCAGGCCUGGCCAUGACCCACCCCCUAUCCCUCAACCAGACCCCCGCCCAUCCCCUCCUCGCCCUGACGUGUGCAUGGCUGACCCUGAGGGGCUCAGCUCAGAAUCUGGGAGGGUAGAAAAGCUACGGGAGAAGGAGAAGGCACAGGGGAGAGUAGGGCGCAGGGCCCCAGGCAGGGCCAAGCCAGCAUCUCCUGCCCGGCGUCUGGAUCUUCGGGGGAAACGCUCACCCACCCCUGGUAAAGGGCCUGCAGAUCGAGCAUCCCGGGUCGCACCCCGACCACGCAACACUCCAAGCCAGGUCACCCCAGCAGAGGAAAAGGAUGGACACAGCCCCAUGUCCAAAGGCCUAGUCAAUGGACUCAAAACAGGACCAUCGGCCUUGGGUUCCAAGGGCGGCUCUGGCUCCCCCGUAUACGUGGAUCUCGCCUAUAUCCCGAAUCAUUGCAGUGGCAAGACUGCUGACCUUGACUUCUUCCGUCGAGUGCGUGCAUCCUACUAUGUGGUCAGUGGGAAUGACCCUGUCAAUGGCGAGCCGAGCCGGGCUGUGCUGGAUGCAUUGCUGGAGGGCAAGGCCCAGUGGGGGGAGAAUCUUCAGGUGACGCUGAUCCCUACUCAUGACACAGAGGUGACUCGCGAGUGGUACCAGCAGACUCAUGAGCAGCAGCAACAACUGAACGUCCUGGUCCUGGCUAGCAGCAGCACCGUGGUCAUGCAGGAUGAAUCCUUCCCAGCCUGCAAGAUUGAGUUCUGAAAGAACCACUCUCCUUUCCCCAAGGAUCUGCUCCCCCAGCUCCCUUAGAGAAUGGCUAUUGCUGAGUCCUUUGGGGUUGAGGGACGUGGGAGCUGGGGUGGGGGAGACAGGGGACAGGAUGUCUUUCUUAUUGUGGGAAGUUGGGCUGGGCUAAAUGCAGGGGUUGUCCCUCCCCCUCAUCCAUACCUGAGAGGAGUUUCAAAACCAAAGGCAACAGGGAGAGGAUAGAAGGAGGGUAAAAAUUAGAUCAUCUGACGCCUGAGAACCCUGGAGUGACCCCUUCUCCUAACACUACCAAGUGUUUGUAUUGGGUGGGAAGUAAGGAUGGGUCUCAGCAACCUCCUCCCUCAUGGAGUGAGAUCAUAUCCCCAAACCCAGGGACCUCUUUAUCUCUAUUUAGCAUUCUAAGGAAGGAUCUCCAGUAGUAAUUUAUGUGAUCCGAGGGCAGGAUUCUGUCAGUGAGGUGCCCAGAGCUGCGCCCUUUCCUCCAUCUCCCAUACUCUUACCCACCAGGGUCUGGGUUCCAGCAGGGGUCCAGGGGUACACUGCUGCUACACUGUCCCACUGCUUCCCUCCAUAUCUGAAUGUCUCAAUCCAAAACUUGAAGCUCUUUUGACCAAUAGACUGGUGAGAGAAGAAAGUUACUUAUCCUCCCAGCCCCUGCUUCAUAUCAUUCACAUCCCAGAGCUGUGCCCAGACCAGGCCUAUUGGGCAGCACAAAGGGGCAAGGAGAGCCCAGCCCCAAUCCCAGAAUUCUUCCAAGCUCCCUGACCUUUUGAAGUUUUCACCCACCCAUUCCAAUUAUCCUCAUCCCUUGUCAUCCCCUGCUUGGCUUCUCUGCAUGUGGUCAUCUGCUGUGGCCUGGUGUGUAAUGGGUUAAAAAUAAGCCACUGCCUGACAUCCCAACAUUUGACACCCCAGCAACGUGUGACUCCCCCAACAUUCCACUAUGCCAUCCUGCAGCUGAAAUGGGAACAUUGGCUGCCUUUCCAGCCCCAAACUCUUGGACAGAGGAUCUGGGAGGUAGAAGCCAUGCCAGAGAACUUGGGGAAAAUGAGAGGGAGGAAGGGAAGAAGGAGACAAAGCUGAGCUAAAGCUGAACUCCUACUGAAUAAGACGAAAACAGGCUGGAAAAAAAAAUACCCCAGGAGAGGACCUCUCCCCAAGUAAGCCAAUGAGCAGCCCUGCCAGACUACUGCCGGACUGAGAAAUCCAGACGCUCGUCAGGGCUCGGCUUCUCUGCCAAAUGACUGUGUGGAAACCAAAAUGAGCCGGCCUGUGUUCUUCCUAGCUCCCACCCUCCCCGUGCUGCUGUGCUCUGCUCCUCCCCACACUUCCCUGCUAUAGUUCCCAGCUGCUGUAAUGGAGCCGCCUCCAACUCUAACAAUAAAUUCAAGUUCAUUACAGAUGCUGUAGUGCUGCUUAAGCUUUUUCUGACUACACAGUGCUUAGUUGCUGGGCCUUGGCUUCUACCUCUCUGCUUCUCCCAGCACUGUCAUUUAUCUCAAUGUCUUUGAUAACUGGAAGCAGCUCCAGGACCCAAGGAGGCCAGAGAACAUAGGGCGGAUAAAGGGAGAAAAAGAUACAGGGAGCCAGCCUAAUUUCUGAAAAUGAGAACGCCAGAGUAUGAGGAAGAGGGGCCUAGGAUGGAGAGAUACAUUUGGUUUGGGGGAGGGAAGAGGGGCAGGGUUUCUGGGAAGGGGAUCUACAUACUUUGGGGUCAAGAGCCAAGGACUGAAUAACCAGCAUUAGAAACCUGGAAUAAGGGAACGCCAAAGAGGCAAAGAGUUGAGAAGCCCUAAGAGAUCCAGAGCCUAUUGAGGUUGUAAAGAGCACUCACCUGUGCAGUUAGGAGUUCCACUGAGUAAAUGCUGGAUUUUGCCCUGCAGGGAAACCCUUUAUAGUCCUGGUUAUGUCAGGAGAGGCCAGGUUGUGAAUGUAAAUAUAUGGGAAAGGAGAUAUUCCAGUCCUCCCAGUGUUCUGGGCUUGCCCAAUGUAAAUAUGUCAAGGAGGCAAAGAAAGACCAUAACCCCUUUAUAUCAACUCCUCCUAACACUCCAAAGCAUCAGAGUGAAAAACUAAGAGGGUGAUUCCAAGAAUCUGGUGAGAAGGCAAGCACCCAGUGGUGCUUCACAGAGCUAGAAAGUCUAUCUCCCACAAUACUACUCAUUGAAGACAAUUUGGGAUGGUGGGCUGACUGCCACUGGGACCUCCUAGGAUGCCUGAUUAUUUUAUAGUCCCUUUCCACUCAACUACAACAGCUUUUGACUGGUUCAGAUUAAUUUAGUCACAAACAGACAUGAUGGAUUUAUACUCAUUCAUUCUUGAAUUCACAAGGACAUCAUCACCACCAUCACCAUUCUUAUUAUUUCAUAUUUAUUGAGCACUCAUAAUGUUCCGGCCACCCCACUCCAAUGACUGCAUUAUUCCUCCUACCCACACCCAUGCCCAUCCCCAUAUCUUUGGGAAAAGCUUCAUAAUCACACCUGACCCUAAAGACACAAUGAUAAAAGGACAUACCUCUUGGGAAACCUGGAGUGUUUGGUCUUUGGCCAGUCUGUCCCUGGCACUACUACAGAAAUAUAUAUAAUCUUUGCUCAUGUCUGUACAAUAUUGAUCUCUGCUGAUUGCUUAAAAUAGAACCUGAUUUUCUCUACUACAUCAUCUCUUAAGCCAAGUAGCCCUACAACAAAAGGAGGCCCAGCUUCACAGAUUGGCCAAGUACCCCCAGAGCAUUUUAAGUAGUUACUCUUAAAUUUUCACAGCAAUCUAAUACCUACUUUUCCCUGGAGCUAUUGCCCAGGGGAACAGGUCUGGGGCAGAGGGGGAACUUGGGAUGACAUAUAAAACACCCAUAAGCCCAAUCUAAAGAUUAGUGGCCACAAUGGAUGUUUGGGAAGGGGACUCGCUUUUUUCCCAAACAUUUCAGACAGACAUCCUGGGCCCUCCUGAGGAGUGCUAGCAAACACAAGAGUCCUCCUGAAUGCACAUAUGGUCUAAGGGUACCUUGUGAAGUUGUGAAUAUUUCCCCAGAAAAGUGGAGACCUUGGAGUCCCCUUUUGCACUUGCUGUCCCCAGAUGGUGUCUUCAGCAGUUAGGUGGCAUUUCCUUUAACAAUCUGGAAUUUCCUGGGAUGCUCAGAGGAGGUUGGGUAAUGAUAGAUCAGCCCACCCCUUGAUGGAAAUCCUAUUCAAGUCUAAUGGCCACGUGAGGAGUCAAUGGCUGCUUUGAACAUGAAAUCGGUUCCUUCUCAAGCCCAGCUCUGGCACAGUUCUUGGCUUCAUGCCAAGAGGACUGCUUCCUCAGACACCUCUGGUGAGAUCCAAGGUCUUAUACUGGCAGGUGAGUUAGCCAACAGAAGAAGUUGCUAGCUCAAAUAGCUGGUUUAGUGUGAUACCACUAAUGAGAACAUGAUUAAUCACAUGUUGCUGGUGGGAGGGGUGAGUAUUGGUCACCAACUAAAGACUGGCUCUGAGGGUUUGGAUCACUAGAUGGAUACUGGGCUUGGGGAGUAUCCUCUCCAGGCAGCUGGUCAGUCACCUCAGGGACCACCCAGGACUGCUGAUUAUCAACCUCAGGGACUUCCUGAACCUGCAGAUCAUCCUCCCCCGGAAACUCUUGGGAUGGUUUAUCAACCUCAGGAAUGUCCUGAGACAAUAGAUUGACUGCAGAAGCCUCUAGGGCCAGCCUGCCAACCUCUGCAAAGAACUCCUGGCAUGGCUGGCUGAGCUCCUCAGGGGUCUCUUGGGCUGGCUUGCCACCUUCCACAUGGAUUUCCUGGACCAGGCCACCAAUCCCUACAGGGAACCCAUAAGCCAGCCUGCCAACCUCCACAGGGACCUCCUGGGAUGGCUGGCUGACCUCCUCAGGGUUCUCCUGGCAAAGUUGGCAAGCUUCCGCAGAGAUUUUCUGGCACAGUUGGCUCGCCUUCUGGCAUGGCUGAUGGAUCUGAGGAACCUCCUGACAUAUCUGGUCAAUGUUGUCAUGGUUCUCCUGGCAUGGCUGGCUGAUGUCAGGGACCUCCUGGCAUGGCUGGCUGAUGUCAGGAACCUCCUGGCAUGGCUGGCUGGUUUCCACAGGUGGUUCCUGUGAAGCCUGGCUUGGUUCAAAAGGCCCUUGCACCCCUUCAAUGGGGAGCUCUUGUUCUCCAUUCCUAAGGAGCAUCCCAAGGCUUUGACGUUCUUCAGUCAUGUGUGAACUUACAGAAGGCUGAUCACUGAAGCCAAAAGGGCAGUUACCAUCCACUGCAGUGGGGGAGGAAGGACCAGCACUGGACACAGUGCUGGAAGGGCCACUGCUGUCUGUAAAACAAAGUCAGGAGACCAAGUCAGGCAAGCUGGAAGAGUAGGCUCUAUUCAAUGUAUGUAGUUCAAAUGCCAGAAUAUACAGACUUGAGGAAAGAGGGUCUGAAUUCUUCCUAAGCUAUGCAGAGACUGCUCAAUUAGCCCAGCUCAGGAACUGUUGCUCUGACCUAAUGUAUACUACAGGAGUACACAGGAGCACUAAGGUACAUCUAAGACUUCAGGAGAGUGAUGAGGCCCACUUCAUCCAGUUCUUUCACAAAUGUACCCCCAACCCAACUCUGAAUUCCCAAGGUCAUUUGGGAGCAUACCAAUGCUGUAAUCCAGUGGUUCAUAAUUAAGGGUAUAUAUCAAAAGUAUGGGAUAUUUUUUAAAAAUACAAAUUUCUAGGUUCCAUCUCUAGAGAUUCUAAUUCUGUAGGUUAGUGUAAACGUGAGGGGUGGAGAGGGAAUGAGGUCACUGUAUUUUGUUGAAACACUCCCAAUUAAAUCUGAUGUACAUCUUUUGUUAACAAUCAUUUCUUUAAAGCAGUCAACAUAUUUCUGGGGCAAAGGUAAUCAUUGUUUAUAGCCCAGGAGACAAUUAAGCAGGAGAAUGUAGAAAAAUCUUAUGAAUGAGAACAGUAGGAAGGAAAAUCGCCUUAAGAUGGAAGGCUGCCAUGGAAUCUCUAAAUGGCAGAGGUUCAUAAUUAACCUUCCUGGGGGUCACUGAACCCUUUGAAACUCUAAUGACAGUCAUGGACUAUCUUCUCAGAAAAAUAUACAUAUGGAUAUUCACACUAAUCUUCAUAAACAAUUCCUGGGAUUCAAAGACUUUACCCUGAAAUCCAUCCCUGGAUCCAAGGUUAAGACCUAAGUCUUGGGACACACAAUGUUAUAGGCUUGUGGAUGUUAUAGACAUAUACAACAUAAAAAUUAAUUACCCCACUACUGACAGUAAUAAAAUGAAGGGCUUAGAGUCUUCAAUACACUGUGGGACAAUUCCUACCCCAAUCUCUACUACUUCAUUGACCUCUAGUAGGGGACUAAUCUACUUUUCUUUUUGUAAAUGUA